AUGACUGUGACAGUACCUAGAUUGCUGUGCUUGCACGGUUUUUUGCAAAAUGCCAAGGUCUUUUCUGAGAAAUCCUCUGGUAUUAGGAAACUACUAAAGAAAUCCAAUGUCCAAUGUGAUUAUAUCGAUGGUCCUGUUAUUUUAGACCGUAAGGAUUUGCCCUUUGAGAUGGAUGAUGAGAAAUGGCAAGCUUGUCUUGACACCGAGGUGAACAAGGCAUGGUUUUACCAUAGUGAUAUGUCCUCGGAGUUGAACCUCGAUGACACUAUUAAGUACGUCGCCGACCACAUCCGUGAAAAUGGACCCUACGAUGGUAUUGUUGGGUUUUCUCAAGGUGCUGCUGUUGCAGCGAUUGUGACCAACAAGAUUACUGAGCUUGUGCCUAGCCAUCCGGAGUUCAAAGUCAGCUUGCUGAUUUCGAGUUACUCGUUCACCGAGCCAGAUCCAGCUCAUGAAGGUCAAUUGAGAGUCACCGAGAAGUUUCAAAACGCUUUUACCCCUAAGAGUGAUAGUAAGACCAAGAUGCUGUUCAUCUACGGUGCAGGCGACCAAGCAGUACCAGCUACAAGAGCUCAGUACCUAGCUAAUAUUUACAAGCAGGCGCUACAGGACCCAGAACAAGUUAAGGAGUUCGAACACCCAGGUGGCCAUAUGGUUCCUAACAAAAAGGACAUCAUUAGACCUGUGGUGGACCAGAUCAACGAAGCUUUAGCUGUAUAG
Torulaspora delbrueckii is the source of this 720-nucleotide messenger RNA. It is a transcript of the gene FSH1, whose product is annotated as putative serine hydrolase. The transcript has a single exon. Lineage: Eukaryota; Fungi; Ascomycota; Saccharomycetes; Saccharomycetales; Saccharomycetaceae. The coding region runs from base 1 to 720 and encodes 239 amino acids. The record is from RefSeq and is a predicted model, not a curated record. Gene Ontology annotation, cellular component: cytoplasm; nucleus.